Molecule: messenger RNA, 3804 nt
Organism: Chelonoidis abingdonii (Abingdon island giant tortoise)
Lineage: Eukaryota; Metazoa; Chordata; Testudines; Testudinidae
Gene: ADGRE5
Product: adhesion G protein-coupled receptor E5
Biological process (GO): adenylate cyclase-activating G protein-coupled receptor signaling pathway; cell surface receptor signaling pathway
Cellular component (GO): plasma membrane
Molecular function (GO): G protein-coupled receptor activity; calcium ion binding
Source: RefSeq, a predicted model, not a curated record
GGCCCUGGCUCGGGGGCGCUGCCCUCUGGAUGCAGCUCGGUGCGCGCCGCUCGUUGGACUCCCUCGCCCCGCAGCAUGGACCCUGCUUGCCGCCUGCUGCCCCUCGGGCUCUGCAUCGCCCUGUGCCUGUGGGGCACCGUGGCCCAGAAUAACAGCACACAAGGUACCACUGAGGACUGCAACAUCCAUAUGCUGUGCCCAACAAAUGCCAAGUGUGUGAACAACACCCACUGCGCCUGCCUGAAAGGAUACCAGUCACAUGGGACUCACUUCUUCACCGACCUAACAGAGACCUGUGAUGAUAUUAACGAGUGUCUGGGACCGAGCCUGCCAGACUGCGGACCCAACAGAAACUGCAAGAACACACCUGGGAGUUACUACUGCACCUGCAUCAAUGGCUACGAGCCCAGCUCUGGGAAAGCCAACUUCAAGCACACGAGUGAGAACAGCUGCCAGGACAUUGACGAGUGCCAGCGAAAUGCCACAAUCUGUGAGCCCCACGGGAACUGCAUCAAUAUGCCAGGGACUUACAUGUGUAAAUGCAGUUGGGGAUUUGGGAAGAGUCAAAAGGAUACGGCUAAGAUCUGCACAGACAUUGACGAGUGCAAGAAGAUCCCAGAUAUCUGCGGCCCCAAGGCCACAUGUAUCAACACCUACGGAAGCUACUUGUGUGAGUGCCAGGCUGGUUACGUCUCCUCCAACAGGAACAAGACCCUGUGUCAAGAGCUCACCUGCCCCCCACUGCUGGGUGAUGACAACUCUGCCGGAGUCAAGAACCUCCUGGGCAGCUUUCAGGCACAGGUGGGACAUCUCUGCCAGGUGACGCUGGAGGAGCUGAAGCAAAUGAACUCUCAGAACGCCGAGGGAAAGCUGCAGGGCUUCUUGGACAUUCUGGAGAAGCAGAUAAAUCUGGUCAGGCAGCAGGGUGAGAGUGUGGAGUGGAGACACCGGAUCGCGACGGAGCUGAUGGCCAUAGUGGAGAAGCUGCUGAGAACGCUGGCCCUGACCCUGCGUGACAGCAUGAUCAGCAUCGCAUCCCCUACCGGCACAGAGCUGGGGCUGGCAGUCAGGCAGGCUGGGAACCAGAGCCAGGAGACCGUGACGCUGCAGCAGAGCAAGACGCAGAUGGAAUUAAAGUGGGCCGGAGCCCUAGGGCAGAAAAAUGAAGGCUUCACGCUGGCCGGGCUGCUGACAUACCAGGGGAUGAGCCCCAUCCUGGACGGUACUGAGCGGGUGAAGGCGCCCGUGUGGGAUGAGAUCGGCCGGACGGGGAAGUGGGCACGGGAGCCGGGGCGGCCCAGCUACCGUGUGCUGUCUCCAGUGGUGUCGGCCUUCAUCAGUGACCCGAACCCCCAGGCACUUGACCUCUCCGUCAGCAUUCGCUUCAGCCACCCGCUGCCGGAGAAGAAGACUGACCUACACCUCCUCUGCGCCUACUGGGAGCCUGGCAGCAGGCGCUGGGCCACCGACGGCUGCACCCUGCAGAUGUUGAACACCACCAUCACCCACUGCCAGUGCAACCACCUGACCAGCUUCGCUGUGCUUAUGGCCUUCUAUGAGCUGGAGGACUGGACCCUGGACGUCAUCACCAAGGUGGGGCUGGUGAUCUCGCUGCUGUGCCUGCUGCUGGCCAUCAUCACCUUCCUCUUCUGCCGCGCCCUCAAGGGCCCCCGCACCACCAUCCACCUGCACCUCUGCCUGGCGCUCUUCAUCGCCUACAGCAUCUUCCUCACCGGCACCUCCAGCACCGGCAACAGGGUGGUGUGCGGUUUGGUGGCCGGGCUCCUGCACUAUUUCUUCCUGGCUGCCUUCUGCUGGAUGUGCCUGGAGGGCGCCGAGCUCUACCUGCUGGUGGUUCAGGUCUUCACCCCCCAUGGCCUCAGGCGCCGCUACAUGUUCCUGCUGGGCUACGGGGUGCCGGCCCUCAUCGUGGGCAUCUCAGCCGCCACCUACCACCAGGGCUACGGCACAGCACGCCACUGCUGGCUCUCGCUGGAGAAUCAAUUCAUUUGGAGCUUCCUGGCGCCUGUCUGCAUCAUCUUCGCGGUCAACGCUGUGAUCUUUGUGGUCACCGUCUGGAAGCUGUCGCUGAAAUUCGCUGACAUCAACCCUGACAUGAGCCAGCUGAAGAAGCUCAGGGUGCUCACCAUCACGGCCAUCGCCCAGCUCUGCAUCCUGGGCAUCACCUGGAUCUUCGGCAUGUUCCAGUUCAACCAGCGCAGCCUGGUCGCCUCCUACAUCUUCACCAUCCUCAACAGCCUGCAGGGGCUCUUCAUCUUCCUGCUGCACUGUCUGCUCAAGAAACAGGUGAGGGACGAGUACUGCAGGUGGCUGAGCUGCGGUGGCCUCAAAGGCCAGGCCAAAUCCUCCGAGUUCUCCAGCUCGAUCACCAUCACGCGGCAGGGGCUCCAGCGGUCGCAGGAGUCAGAGUGAUAGCACUCUUGCACUCAGCCCAUUUCUGGACACUGCAGCUUUGCAAAUGAGAAAACCAGGCCCCCUGCCCCUGGCCCGGCCCUGCCUGUGAGCAGAGACCCACCACGCACCUGGACUCGCCGCAUGCAGCUGCUUCAACGGUUGCCCAGUGGAACCGUUACGCUGCCCAGCUGCCCCCACCCGCUGGGCGCUCACCAGCUCCAGGCCUGCGCGCUGCCAGCAUCACCAGCAAUAGCAAUGGCCAGCAGGGCAGCCGCUCAGCUCCGACGCCACGUACUCUGGCCACAGGGGGCACCUUUCCCUUCGGUACGAACGGGUCCCUGGCCCCGCCUGCGGUGCGAUGCUGGGCCCGGCUGAGUGCGGGCAGUGGAGAUGAAUCCAGCCAGCAGUGAUGAACCUGCCCCCCCCCGAGAACUCCUCUCCUCCCCCCAGGCACUGCAGCAUCAGCCACUGCCCUUGGCUUCCAUGACGGUACGACACGGCCUGAGCUGAAGGAGGCAAGCAGCCCCAGCCUGCGACGGUCCCCAGGGCUCGGCUGUCUGUGUCUCAUUGGUGGCACUUUUUUUUUUAAAUGAUCUUCUUAAAGUUAUUAAAAUAUUAAGUUUUGGGACAAAAACAGCUACUUCGAGGAGCCACGUGUGUGGUGGCUGGAGAGAACCCAGGAGUCCUGACUCCCAGCCCCAGCUGCUCUAACCCUCUAGAUGACACGUUCUAAGGGCAGCUGGGCCCACGGUGAUCCUCUUUGAGUCCAGCCAGCUGCGGAGCAGGCCCCCGCCCUCUCUGGAUUAACUCCUGCUCCAUUGAGAGCAGAACAUCCUGACUCCAUUUGGAAAGGGCCAGGGCUGAGAAUCCACCAUGCCCCGGGAAGCUGUUCCUCUGGUUAAUUUACCCUCCCUGCCAAUUUCCAGUGUGACAGUCUCAAAGAGCUCAUGAUCAAAGUCCCUAUAGACUGACCAAGUCACCCCUUCCCUGUCUCUCUGCUAAUCCACUUGAGCUCCUGGAGUCUGUCACUAGAGGGCAGGUUUGCGAAUCCUCACGGGUCUUCUGGCCUCUCUCCAAUUUCUCAGCAUCUGUCUGGAAGUGGGGACACCAGAACUGGACACUAGUUAAGCGGCACUCAGACCAGUGCCAGAUACAGAGUAAAAUAACCUCCUCGUUCCUGCCUGAGCUUCCCCUCCACACAUCCACUGAAAGUUAUUUCAUUAAUAGUAGUAUUAGUUAUUAUUACUGAUCAUUAGUACACAAGAAGACUUCAAACAUUAGAGUUAAGCACCUGCUUUACCAGGGUACCGAUUCAAAAUUCUUUCCCACACCCCAAGCAGGAGCUCGUAAACCUCUUGGGUUCUUUUAGUAAAAGCUCGGUUUAAAGUG